This is a messenger RNA of Rotaria sordida, 1236 nucleotides long. NCBI's taxonomy places the organism in Eukaryota, Metazoa, Rotifera, Eurotatoria, Philodinida, Philodinidae. The record is from the annotation of a GenBank genome assembly.
AUCAUAAUAUCGAUACAAUAUACUAUCCAUAUCUCAAAGUGAAUAUACCUAAACAGGUAUUUAAGUGAACUAUAUACACUGAUAAAAAAGAAAACAACUUAUUGUGAAGAACAAUAUCUUGGACUAAAACACAUCAUAGUAGAGAAUUUUGAGUUGAUUUAAUGUGAUCAAUUAUACCCAUAUAGUGUUUCGCAUGAGUACGACUUUUCGAAAUCGACAUUCGACAGAUAUUUUCACAGUUACAUUAUAGUUUUUAAAUUUUUUUUUAUAUGAAAAAAUAUACUAUUUAGUGUCUUCCAUAAACAGCAAUAAAAAAAAAAGAGAUCAUCUCAAAUUCUACAAGAAACAAAUCAUUCAGAGUUCAUUUAGUGUCUUUCUACUUCUAAAAUUCGAUCAAUUUUGCUAAGUAUACAUUGGUUUGUUGCUAAUGACAUUGGAAUGGAACGCAGUAUUGGUAUCAAGCGUCAGAAUUGUAGAUACAUACACGAAUUCUUUUUCCAUUACGAUAAUACAUGUUCACCUUUUUUCAUAAUUUAUUUUCUUGUCUAUAUAUUAAAUUACUUCAUCAUUAUGUGUAGAGAAAUUUUUAUUAAAAAUGAAUUCUUUUAGUAAAACAAUAUUGCUUUCUACUUCUGUGAUCUGUUCUCAAAUACAAUAAAUUAUUCAAUCAUGAUUGAACCAAUUGUUCACUCCUAUGUUUUUAUAUAAAUUAGCAAUUUGAAAAAGUAAAAAUAUUUUGAAACGUCGAGAUCUCAUUAAUUGCUGGCCGAGUCGGGUGCCGAAUACUCGAUCGGGUUGUGAACACUAAGCCACAUCCCAAGUAACGAGAUACUUACACUAAAUCAACUAAAAUUUCUCAUCUUUCAUAUCAUAUAGUUCACCUUUGAAUAACAAAUUCAUAACUCCUUCGAGUAAGACUUUGUGUAUAUAUUUCACUUGAUUGCUCUGUAAGAUAUUUUGAUUUUUAGGUGUUGAUACCAGAUAUAAAACUAUUAUGAUGUCUAUGAAGAGGAAAAAAAAAAGAUUUCUAAUUUUUGUAUUUGUUUAUUAAUCGUAACUGCUACUUUUUUAAUAGCUGCUGGUGAUUUAAUAGCUCGAGAAGCUGGUGCUUAUACAUGCGAUCCAUCAGGUGCUUCAUUAAAUCUCAUUCAUCGUCGUAUUUUAUGUGCAGCAACAAAAGAACUAGCUGAACAAAUUUCACCAUUACUUACACAUAUUGAUUAUCCUCAUGAUUAA